Phlebotomus papatasi is the source of this 1465-nucleotide messenger RNA. Its product is annotated as CLIP domain-containing serine protease B10-like. Gene Ontology annotation, molecular function: serine-type endopeptidase activity. The record is from RefSeq and is a predicted model, not a curated record. Bases 379 to 1287 code for a protein of 302 amino acids. The transcript has 6 exons. Gene Ontology annotation, biological process: proteolysis. Lineage: Eukaryota; Metazoa; Arthropoda; Insecta; Diptera; Psychodidae.
CUUUCAUCACACGCGAUGACGCCAGAGAUCGUGGGCUUUUUUUGAGAGGUUUAUCUUUAAGCGCCAUUUAAUGUGUGCUCACUCGCAAAUAGAAACGGUAAAAGGUGUUUUCUCCCAUCCUCCUGUUUUCGGGAUUCUUUGACUGCGGUACAAAUGGCCAGGUGGGAUGUUUGUGCGUGGUUCUGACUCUUUCACUGGGUAAAACCUUUUUGCAAAUAUGACCGCGAUUUUUUUCCCGCGCGACUUGAGAUUCGGUUUGGUUCUGUGUCAGAAAAUCCCACUGAUCUUGUAAAAGUGUCAGUUCCGUUUUGCGAUGGUCAAGCCACAGAUCUCUCAGUGAGUGCCUCGUGUUAAUAUCUGCAAUCUCAGCCUUCAACAAUGUGCAAUCUUGUAUUACUCAGUGCAUCAGUUAUUAUUCUAUUUUUCUUGAGUGCAUCCACAGCAUUCACAUUCCCCGGUGCAACAAACGACGCCCGAGAAUGCGCAUCCAGCAGCAAGAAUCGAUGCGGGGUACAAGCACUCACCGACAGAAUUGUGGGUGGAAAUUUAACAUCAAUCGACGAAUUUCCCUGGAUGGCUCUGUUGAGCUACAGAAAUGAAGAUGGGGAGGAUGUAUGGGGAUGUGGAGGAACAUUAAUUGGAACCCGUACAAUUCUAACAGCAGCCCAUUGUCUUCUGCCUUCUCUGAAAUUUGUGCGAUUGGGGGAACACAAUGUGAGCAGUGCUCUUGAUUGCCAGCAAUUUGCCAGUCCCGAUGACAUAGACUGUGCAGAUCCCCCAAUGGAUUUCACAGAUUUCAUCAUGGUCCAUCAUCCCAAAUGGACUCCCGAGAAGAAGCAGAAUGAUAUUGGAUUGAUAAAGUUGAUGAAGGAACCCCCAGUUACCGACUUCAUCCAUCCCAUUUGUCUGCCCUGCGGGGAACAGGUCAUAGUCAAUGCUACUAUUGCCGGAUGGGGUGCUACAGAUGGAGUAGAUCCACGUGCCAGCACUGACACAAAAAUGAAAGCAGUGCUUAAGAUUAUUGAACUAGGAAAGUGCCAGCUCUUCUAUCGGCAGUCCAACAUUAAAAUUGACAAUCAAAUUUGCGCUGGUGGAGUUAAGGGUGUUAAUGCUUGUCGAGGUGAUUCCGGAGGACCCCUUAUGAUAUCUAGCAUGAAUCUUUGGUUUGUGAUUGGCGUCGUAUCUUUCGGACCCCAAAUCUGUGCCUACGAUCACGGAGUUACAGCCCCAAGUGUCUACACGAGGGUCGCAGACUACGGAGAUUGGAUCCGGAGCAACAUGGUUUGAUUGAACAGAGAAUCUCUAUAUUUUGCUACAGUUACAAAAAUUAGUUAAUUCGUGAAAUUAAUGGAGAAAAGUAAGUCUCAUUUGCAAGUCUCGGAGAGAGUGGUAUUUACGAAAUAUUUCCUGAGAAUUGUUCUAGCGAAGAGAAAGAUAUUUAAAUAUAAAUAUUUCCAAGAAUAAA